AUGAGUCACAGUAAACAGACUCUGUUCUCACAGGAAGAGCAGACAGAAACAAUCCACUCUGCCUUCAGGCAAAAGCCCGAAUCUUUUAAGAGCUUUAGAAUGGAGACAUCAGAGGAACACGAUUACGACUACCCUGAGUACGAAAACAACAGCUCUAACUUCAGCUACGAUGACUAUCAGACCAUCUGUGAAAAGGGUGAUGUGCGCUCCUUCGCGAGGAUCUUUCUCCCAGCUGUUUUUGUGUUAUCUCUGGUGAUUGGUUUAGCAGGCAACGCUCUGGUUGUGGCUGUGUAUGCGCACUGCAAGCAACUGAAAACUAUGACUGACACAUUUAUACUUCACCUGGCUGUGGCAGACCUGUUAUUGCUCCUAACGUUACCCUUUUGGGCUGCCGACGCAGUCCACGGCUGGCAACUCGGGGUCGCGGUUUGUAAACUUGUAUCUGCUCUGUACACCAUCAACUUCACCUGUAGCAUGAUGCUCCUGGCCCACAUCAGCAUGGAUCAGUACUUGGGUUUAACGCCGGGAGCCAGAAACUCAGGCGUUUCACGUGCUUUUCAAAAAAAGCAUUGUAAAAAACUCUGUUUGGUAGUUUGGAUGGUUGCGUUUUGUCUUGGCAUCCCUGAUUUGGUGUUUUCAACAGUCCGAGAGCUUCCUCAUAAAAAAAGCUGCAUCGCAAUGUAUCCGUCACACAUGGCCCUCCGAGCUAAAGCUAGUUUGGAAAUGGUGGAGGUCGUAAUAGGAUUCUUGCUACCUUUAAUAGUCAUGUUGUUCUGCUACACCUGUGUAGGCCGAGCCCUACUGAAGCUCCCUCAGGAGAGGAGGUGGAGAAAGUGGAGGUCCAUCCGUGUGCUGCUGGCGAUGGUGGGAGUCUUUGUGGUCACGCAGCUACCCUACAACGUGGUCAAGUUCUGCCGGGCCAUGGACAUCAUGUACACGUUUGUGACUCACUGUGGGGUUAGUAAAGAGCUGGACAAGGCUACUCAGAUCACAGAGAGCCUGGCGUUGACACACUGCUGUCUAAAUCCCGUUUUGUACACUUUCGUCGGUUCCUCUUUCAGACAGCAUGUUUUGAAGUGUGCUAAAGACUUUGGAGACAGGGGAAGGAGGUUGGCACAUGCAAGAGAGCAACAAGAAGUGGAUAUUUCCUUGAAUUCUCAUUCACAGUCGCAAGAGACAAGCACUUUUUCCAUUUGAGCAAACUGAAGAAAUGUUUACCAGCCUGUGGAGCUUUGCACCAUGUGUCCCUUUGCAAAAUAUGUUCAGUGCAGGGAUGUAUUUCUUAAUCAAGACAUCAUAAGGUAGUAUUUUGACCAGAAGAGUAAAAUUCUAAGCUGAAAUGCAAGAUGUCGAUAGUUGCGUUUAUAUCCACCUUUUUCUUCCCGUAAAAGUGGGCGUGGCCAUUUGUAAAUUUUACGAGUCUGGCUUCCAGUCUCAUCUGAGUCUCCGGUCUCGUCAGCUUGUUUUGCUGGUUGGUUUGCUGGUGUUUUAUCAUAUUUUAUUGUAUUAUCUUAACUAUUAGCACAGUGGUUUGUAGUGCAAACAGUUUUACUGUUUACGGCAUGUUGUUAUUCUUCUCAUUAUUUCCCUUUAGCAGCUAAUGAACCAAAAGUCUAAUCCAUAGCUUACUUCCACGUUAAAGUCCACAGAGUGAUAUGAGAGAUACGUAAGUAGCGCUGGACUACUAGCGGACUGAUGGUUAAGCAGUGUUGUCAAAUCCACGAUUUUGCCGCAGAAUUGGGCUUUUUUUUUUUUUUUUUUUUAACACUGUUGCCACGGGUUGAAGCAACCCCAAUAAUAUUAAGCCCCUAGAAUGCGAAUUUUACCAGUGGAACAAAAAACAUGUAAUUUAGUUUUGAAUAGCAAUUAGGUGGGUUUUGUUGUGAAAACCUGGCAACCCUGAUGGUAAGUUCAAGUCCUCCUUAAACAGUUACAUCAUUGAGUGCAUUCAAAUAAGUUUGGUUGAAUUUUUUGGUUGAAAUUUUUUUUGCAUAAUAUUCAACAAGACUUUCUUAAAGAAGUAGUUCACUUCCAGAACAAAAAAAAUUACAGAUAAAUUACUUACACCUUAUCUUCCAAGAUGUUCAUGUUUUUCUUUCUUCAGUCAUAAAAAAAAACUUGAUAUAGUGGACUUCUAUGGUGCCCGAGAGUUUGAACUUCCAAAAGGGCUCUAAACCAUCCCAGCCGAGAAAGAAGGGUCUUACCUACCGAAACGAUUGGUUAUUUUCUUAAAAAAAAAAAAAUAAUAAAAAAUAAUUAUAUAUACUUUUUAACCUCAAAUGCUUGUCACAGGUCUGCAUGAACUUUGUGUAUUUCGGUUCAAGACAGUUAGGGUAGUUUGAAAAACUCCCAUCUCAUUUUCUUCUCCAACUUCAACAUCGUCCUACAUCGCUGUUUUACCUUUUUUGUACAGAAGGUUUAAACCUUUUUGCACUUUCACUUUUUAAACACUGUGUCGGUACUUCUGCACCGAUUUAGGACAAUUUGAAGUUGGAGGAGAAAAUGAGAUGCUAGAUUUUCAACAUACCCCAUCUUGUCUUCACAUACCGGAAUACAGUUCACGCAGAGCUCGACAAGAUGAAAAUUCCAGGUUAAAAAGUUUAUAAAUGGUCAAACCUUUCUUCCUUGGUUGGGAUCAUUUAGAGCUCUUUGAAGCUGCAUUUAAACUGCAUUUUGGAAGUUCAAACUUGCAGGCACCAGUGAAGUCCACUAUAUAGAGAAAAAUCAGUUUGAAAUGUUUUCCUCUUUAUGACUAAAGAAAGAAAGAUGUGAGCAUCUUGGAUGACAAGGCAGUGAGUACAUUAUCUGUAAAUGUUUGUUCUGGAAGUGAACUUCUCCUUUUUAACUCUACAUUUACAAAAUUACACUCAUAAAUGUUCAUGUUCGUUCAACUAAUAGGCCCGCAUUCCCACAUGUAUUGAAAACAACUUGAUAAACUGCAUUGCCACUGAGAACAGCAAAUUUUAUGGUCCGAGUUAGAAGUCGUAAUGCCGUUAGGCAUUAAGUUACUUUGGUUGGAGCAAAGAUGGCAAUGCAAUAAAUAAAUAAAUAAAAGCAAAGAAAUUACACACUACUUAUACAAAAUACUGGGUAAAGAAUGUACAUGCAUGUAUUUUGCUUUUUUAUGUUUUUAUUCAAUUUGUUAAAGUUGUCAUUUAGAUUAUUAUAUAUUCUGUCAUAGCUGUACUAUCAUAUUUUUUAGAUGCAACUUUUUGAUUGUUUUAUGUAAAUAAAAUAAUUUCAUUAUAUUCAUCAAAUUUACCAUCAAUAGUCUCACUGCCUGCUGAAAAAACGGUAAAAUCAGUUUGUUUGGCUGGUCUUAGUUGGUUUAAGCUGGUCUCUUAACAAGAGUGCAAACCAUCCAUGACUAGGCUAGGCUGAUUUCAGCUUUUUUUCCCCAGCAGGCACAAGCCUCUUACUGGAAAAGAGGGUUUAAAUAAAGUUCUGAGUUUCCCACUCGUAAUGACUUUGUUCCAACAUGACUUGAAUGCAAGUCCACUAAAUGUCACAAAUGGCCAGUAAGAAUUGAGUAUUCCAGCCAUGUAACAAAAGAAAAUAAAUACUGGAUGAAUAUGUGGAUGAAUAACAGAACAAAAAUGUAAGAAAACAUGUUCUUCACUCCCAAAAUGUUUUAU
Labeo rohita (rohu) is the source of this 3635-nucleotide messenger RNA. It is a transcript of the gene ackr4a, whose product is annotated as atypical chemokine receptor 4a. Gene Ontology annotation, cellular component: membrane. The coding region runs from base 1 to 1197 and encodes 398 amino acids. Gene Ontology annotation, biological process: immune response; chemotaxis; G protein-coupled receptor signaling pathway. The record is from RefSeq and is a predicted model, not a curated record. NCBI's taxonomy places the organism in Eukaryota, Metazoa, Chordata, Actinopteri, Cypriniformes, Cyprinidae. The transcript is spliced from 2 exons. Gene Ontology annotation, molecular function: chemokine receptor activity; scavenger receptor activity; chemokine binding.